Elaeis guineensis (African oil palm) is the source of this 1049-nucleotide messenger RNA. RefSeq lists its product as uncharacterized. The record is from RefSeq and is a predicted model, not a curated record. Gene Ontology annotation, molecular function: S-adenosylmethionine-dependent methyltransferase activity. Lineage: Eukaryota; Viridiplantae; Streptophyta; Magnoliopsida; Arecales; Arecaceae.
CGAUAAAUCUACCGGAGGAGAAAUUCCUGUGUAGACUCAGAGAGAGAGAGAGAGAGGAUGGCAGGGUUAUUCGAGAAGCAAGCGGCGACGUACGCGGACGCGCGGCCGUCAUAUCCAAAGGAGUGGUUCGCCAAGCUCGCAUCGCUCACCGCCCAUCACACGCUGGCGUGGGACGCCGGCACCGGAAAUGGCCAGGCUGCCGUCAGUAUCGCGGAGCACUACGAGCAAGUGAUCGCAACCGAUGUGAGCGAGGCCCAGCUGAACCACGCCUUCCCGCACCCUAAGGUCCGAUACGUCCACACGCCUCUGUCUACCCCGGAACCAGACCUUGUUUCCAUUCUUGGGGGCGAGGGCUCGGUGGACCUGGUGACUGUGGCCCAGGCCGUCCACUGGUUCGAUCUCUCUCGCUUCUACUCCCUCGUCAACCGUGUUCUAAGAAAGCCCGGAGGAGUGAUAGCUGUCUGGGGCUACAACUACAACAUGGGCCACUUGGAGGACGUGAUGAAGCGUUUGUUUGAGACCACGAUCCCUUAUUGGGACCCUCGGGCUUGGUAUGCCUUCGAUCGGUAUCGGACCCUCCCGUUCCCAUUUCAGGGUAUCGGAUUUGGAUCGGAAGGUGACCCGUUCUGCCUCGAUUUGGAACAAGACAUGACCUUCGAUGGCUUUCUUCGGAUGCUGAAGUCAUGGUCUGCUGUGACCACUGCUAUGGAGCAAGGAGUGGAUUUGUUAUCCCAGGAAGUGGUCAAAGAGCUUGAGGCUGAAUGGGGUGGCUCCUCUGUCGUCAGGAGGUUAAGGUACGAGGCAUUCAUGCUUGCCGGCACUCCCAAGCUGGAAAAUUCGAGGUGCUCGUAAAUCUUAGAGAAGCUGUGGGAGAAAGGUCGCAUUUGUGGCAUUGUAAUAGGUUUAAUUCAUGCCUUAAUUCCGAUUGCUUGAAUAAAUUGGAUUGCAUGUUUUAAUGGAAUUCUCUUCGCUUAGCAUUCUAUCACGAGAUGUUUAGUUACUCAGUGAUAUAAUUCAAAAAAUCACUCAACUGGUGUGUUGGAUUCUCA